Molecule: messenger RNA, 2401 nt
Organism: Cyanistes caeruleus (blue tit)
Lineage: Eukaryota; Metazoa; Chordata; Aves; Passeriformes; Paridae
Gene: TET3
Product: tet methylcytosine dioxygenase 3
Biological process (GO): chromosomal 5-methylcytosine DNA demethylation, oxidation pathway; positive regulation of transcription by RNA polymerase II
Cellular component (GO): nucleus
Molecular function (GO): DNA 5-methylcytosine dioxygenase activity
Source: RefSeq, a predicted model, not a curated record
UUCCGACUCUCAGGAAAGGGGUGCCCCCGGGGGGGGCCCCCAAAUUCACUCGGCGCCGGCGGGCUCGGAGGAAGCGCCGGCUGCGCCCCCGCCGGCCACCUCAGCCCCCAUCAUGGUGGAUGACAAGUUGGAAGAGCUGAUCCGGCAAUUUGAAGCUGAGUUUGGGGAGAAUUUCAACCUGCCGCCCCCCGAAACGCCCGCGCUGCUCGCUCCUGGGGCUGCUGAGCUGCCGGGGGAGCCAGCACCAGCCCCUCAAGGGUCCCCCACCACCGCCGCCGCCGCCCCGGCCCCGAGCAGCGCUCCCCAAGCCGGACCCAAAAGCAUCUCUCCAGGGAAGGGGCUGCUGUCAGAGCCACCCUUCACCGCCCGCUCCCCCAAACAGAUCAAAAUCGAGUCUUCUGGUGCUAUCACCGUGGUGUCCACCACGUGUUUUUACUCUGAGGAAAGCCAAAACCCGGACGUGGACGACGUCGACAGAACACCCACCAAGGACGAGGUGCCGCUGACGCCCACCCUGAGCGGCUUCUUGGAGUCUCCGCUGAAAUACCUGGACACGCCGACCAAAAGCCUCCUGGACACCCCGGCCAAGAGGGCACAGGCGGAGUUCCCCACCUGUGACUGCGUUGAGCAAAUCGUGGAGAAGGACGAGGGGCCGUACUACACCCACCUGGGCUCGGGGCCCACCGUGGCCUCCAUCCGGGAGCUGAUGGAGGAGCGGUACGGCGAGAAGGGCAAGGCCAUCCGCAUCGAGAAGGUCAUCUACACGGGCAAGGAGGGCAAGAGCUCCCGGGGCUGCCCCAUCGCCAAGUGGGUGAUCCGCAGACACAACCAAGAGGAGAAACUGCUGUGCCUGGUGCGGCACCGGGCCGGCCACCACUGCCAGAACGCCGUCAUCAUCAUCCUCAUCCUGGCCUGGGAGGGCAUCCCCCGCACGCUGGGGGACACGCUGUACCAGGAGCUCACCGACACCCUCACCAAGUACGGCAACCCCACCAGCCGCCGCUGCGGCCUCAACGACGACCGGACCUGCGCGUGCCAAGGCAAGGACCCCAACACCUGCGGCGCUUCCUUCUCCUUCGGCUGCUCCUGGAGCAUGUACUUCAACGGCUGCAAAUACGCCCGCAGCAAAACUCCCCGCAAGUUCAGGCUGGUGGGAGACAAUCCCAAAGAGGAAGAGCUGCUUCGGAGAAGCUUUCAGGACUUGGCCACCGAGGUUGCUCCGCUUUACAAGAGGCUGGCACCGCAAGCCUACCAAAACCAGGUCACCAACGAGGACGUGGCGAUCGACUGCCGGCUGGGCUUGAAGGAGGGGAGGCCGUUCUCGGGGGUGACAGCGUGCAUGGACUUCUGUGCUCACGCUCACAAGGACCAGCAUAACCUCUACAACGGCUGCACCGUGGUCUGCACGCUGACGAAGGAAGACAAUCGUGUGGUGGGGAAAAUUCCCGAAGAUGAGCAGCUGCACGUCCUCCCCCUCUACAAGAUGUCCAGCACGGAUGAGUUCGGCAGUGAGGAGAACCAAAACGCCAAGGUGGGCAGCGGGGCCAUCCAGGUGCUCACAUCCUUCCCCCGCGAGGUCCGCAAGCUGCCCGAGCCCGCCAAGUCCUGCCGGCAGCGGCAGCUGGAGGCCAGGAGAGCUGCUGCCGAGAGGAAGAAGCUGCAGAAAGAGAAGCUGAUGACGCCGGAGAAGAUCAAGCAGGAAGCGCUCGAGCUCCCCACACUCCAGCCAAAUGCAGGUAUGGCGUUGAAAGGCGGGCUACCCCCGCAGCCGCUGAAACCUUCCAUCAAGGUGGAACCCCAGAGCCAUUACAACGCCUUCAAGUACAACGGCAACGCGGUGGUGGAGAGCUACUCGGUGCUGGGCAGCUGCCGGCCCUCCGACCCGUACAGCAUGAACAGUGUUUACUCUUACCAUUCCUACUAUGCACAGCCCAAUCUGCCUUCCGUGAACGGGUUUCAUUCCAAGUUCGCGCUCCCCUCCUUCGGGUAUUACGGCUUUUCCAGCAACCACGUGUUCCCCUCGCAGUUUCUCAAUUACGGGGCGCCCGAGAGGAGCGGGAGUGGCUGGGUGAGCAACGGCUACGAGAAGAAGCCCGACGUGUCGGCGCUGCAGGAGAACCUCAACCACACCUACGGGAGCGGCGGUUUCCCUGAGCCCAUCCCGCACGGCGUGCGGAGCAAAAACCAUCACCAGCGCACCUACGAGCGAGCCAACCGCUACGCCAGCCAGCAGAAAGCAGCGGCGGCGACGGCCGGGGCGCACAGGACUAGCUCGGGCUCGGAGGAGGCGCCGUCGUUUGCACAGAACUGUUUCGGCACCCUGCUUGCCUUGCAGGCCCUGAGCGAGGAGAUCAAGCACAUGCACGGCCUGCGGAUCUUCACCUCGGCCCCCAAGGCCUGA